Amoebophrya sp. A25 is the source of this 6606-nucleotide messenger RNA. NCBI's taxonomy places the organism in Eukaryota, Dinophyceae, Syndiniales, Amoebophryaceae. The record is from the annotation of a GenBank genome assembly.
GAAAAUUUGUCGAUACGUAGGGAGCAUUGCCAAGCAACUAGAGACUUGUGAAACAUGUAGAACAACAACUACGAGGACUUCUUGGGUGGAGUUGUAGUAUUGCAGCAUACAACUGUGUACAGCGAGAUUUUUCCAAAACCGUAUACUACGAUAAACAAAAUGCCGGCAGUGCCUCCUCCAUUGUUGCCUGGUGGGGCUGCGUUCGACCCUCCCAUUCGUACUGGCAGCGCCGGUGCAAAUGAGCUCACGCUAGAACAUUUUAGUGGGCAAGAGUUCGAUCCGGUGACCUGGCUUAACGCCAAUCUGUCGAAUAUCGGGUCUUUGUCCACCAGCUUGCAGCUGUUGUGUCAAGACGAGCAGGAAAGCGUGGACGACUUGGCACAGUCAGUCGUACAAAAACUCCCUACGACGCUGCUGCACUUGGAGACACUGAGGAAAGAAGUAGAGACAGGACAUCGGAGAGUGCAGCAGGCGAUUAAUUAAGAGCCUUUCAUGUUGAUCCAACUCGUCCAACUGAUAGGUUAAAAAUACAAAAGUACAGUUUCCUCUUUCUUCUACUAUUGCUGUCAGAAGUGUCAUCCUAGGCCUGUUCGAAGCUGCUAAAUUUUUUUCACAAACAAGUCCAACAGGAGCAAUCUAAGGCACAGGUUGCCAGCCAGGUAAGUAAGACCUGCACAUCAAGCACAAGCAGUAGGUACGAGUACCAGAUCAUCUACCUUCUAACUUCCGGAGUUAUCAAGAGCAGGCAAGGACUCGUUUCCGAUAUUGACUGAUAUGGCUGUCACCAAAGAACGACUAGAAGUUGCGAAAGUUGCCCUACGAGAAUUACAAACCUGGGACAAAAAAGUGCAAGAGGUAUAAUACUUGUCUACGAGGACUAUGUUGACGUACUUGACAAAACUAUCGAGCCACAAUGACGUGCAUCAACGAAGAAAAAUUAGUAGGUUGUUCUUAGGUUCUCGAACUCGAACACUAGUAGAACUAGUUUGACACGACGUAAGAGACCUACUGUAUCGAUCGUGACUUUGAGCAGAAAAUCAGGUGGACGAUCUCCUCCGUGGUGGCGAAUUGGUUCAAGUGAUUGAGCGGAUUAGAGGUGCUCAGGACGUCUGCGAGUGUUUUGCGGAAUUGCCGGAAUACGAGCAGCGCGUGGGUUCUCUGCGCAACUUCGAGUCCGAACUGAAAUCUUUGGCCCGUCGAAAACUUCUGCUAGCCCUGGAGAAGGGCAACUUUGAGGAUCUGCGGGUGGCUACAGAAGCGUUUCAACGCUGCGACUUGAAUGACGAAUUGAAUCAUUUAGUGGCGAAUCAUUUCGAAAACCUCGCACUCAAAGUGAAGCCAUCUUCCGGAGGAAGCAACAGUGGCUCUGCGUCUGGCGUUGGCGUCGUAGUGGAGCACGUCUCAGCCUCAGCCAUGGGAGAAGCAAUUCGACUGUGCUUUGAAAGUUUGGUGACAGCCAGUCGCGAGAUCGCGCGAGUCAACAUUAAGGCUUCCCGUAAUUCAUCUGGAGAAGCGGCAUCAGUCUGUGGAGGAAAAGAGACGACACACUUCUCAUGAAUAAUAAUGCUCUCCUCUCACUCCAGGAUGAAUCUUCAAAGUAGUAAGCUCUAAUCCCAAGGCAGUCGCAUCGCUUCCUGGAGGAUCACAGCAGACAUCUUCUAGUAGCAGCUCUCCUUCUGUGGCGAGUCCAACAUCUGCAUCACUGGUGGCCAGUGCAAAUCUUACAGGAGGCUCAUCGGCUGCUUCUACAACCUCAGGAGUACUACAGCAUCGAAAAGAGGAGGAUGCUCAGACGAGAAAGCGACUUGUGUACCAAAAGCUAAAGCAUCGCGCUCGACAGUUAGCAGAUGCCGAGGGCCGUGGUCGCGAUGCAGAGUUGGCUGGAGAGAGGCCCGACGGCGAAGACGCAUCACCUUCUGUUAUGGGGCUCAAACAAUUACUCACACGGCAGUUACCACAGUAGCUGUGUCGCCUUACCAAUAUUACCAGUGCAAAGUAAUUUCUUCAAGCAUAAAUCUACGCCAAACACCUCUAACUUGUCUCGUUCGCCACUGCUUGAAGCCGGUGAUCUAGCCAUGUUAGAUCAAGUAACACCAGAUCUCGGGAGAACGGCAAGUGCACAGUCUGCCGGUUCCGCAGCAUAUCUUCAGGUCCCGAAAGCUGCCUCAACAACAGCAGGAGGAUCAUCUUUACAAGCAGAACAACAAGGUUCAUCCUCCUCUCAAGCAACACUGUUAAGGCUUCAACAAGAAACUGAAAUCCAGCUUUGCCAGCAUUUUGGGUCCGUUUCUUAGGAGUAAGUGACGGGCGCCCAGAUCCGGAUGCAUCUCAAGAUAGAUUUCUAGUAGUUCUAAUCCUGAAGCCUUGCAUCAAUUUGCAACGAGCUCUGGUUGCUGCGCUGCGCAAACUACAUGGACUUCUGUACGAAAGUAUGAACGCAGAUGACGGCAAUGUGCCAGCAGAGGACCUCGUCACGCGGAAAACCAGUAGGAUUCUAUUAAGGCUGGUGGAACUGGAACAAAAGGGACGAUAUAGAGGCUGAUCAUGGAACUGGAAAAACAGAGGAGGUGGAGCAGAUUCUUGAAAAGCGAACUACAAGGACUACGUUAGACUUAAAUAGACCUUAUAGUAUAAAUAUUAUACCUUCGCUUUUCUAAUUCCAGCAUCGUGGAUAAGCUAUGUGGAUGGCGCAGAGAAUCUCUCAGCGACAUUGGCCGACUCAAAUUCCGAAGCAGCGAUCGAAACGAUGUUCCGCGAACUUCCCUACUGGUUGCUGUUGGAUACGGUAAGCGAAGUUCAUACAUAGUCUUUUUGAAUGAAACUACUGCAUUGGCAGCGAUUAGAUGAUAAUCUAGGUCCUUCGACUUCAGCUUCAGACGAAAAUAUCCAAGAAUAAUCCACAUCCACAACGAACAUCAGGUAAAAUUUGUUUAUGUGCCUGGCCUACAAGAUUGUCGCGCGAAGAAAGCAGAGAAGCGUGCGACCACGGGCGCCUCGGAGCUACUCUUGACCGCGGAGUCAGAGUCUCUGAAGCAUAUGCAGGCUCUAGCGAAAUUCGCUAUCAAAGACGAUGUUUAUUUAAGGCUCUCGCUGAAGGACAAGGAGAUGUUAAAUAAUGCCUAACCCGUUGUUAAUGUCUACACGCCAAGUAGUUUGUUGUGCUGAAUGCCUAGCCGUAACCCGUUGUUAAUGUCUACACGCCAAGUAGUUUGUUGUGUUGAAUGUCUAACCCGUUGUUAAUGUCUACUUGGCGUAGAAGUAGACUUCACGUUCACAUAACUUCUCACUCUAGAAAUUUGAAGAAGUCAACUUCGCUACUACCUACUAACUAUGGGAAAAAAGUACAUCAACACUCUGCUCACACUCUUUCUCGUGAGACUACAUCAAUCCUGCAUACAAACCUCUUCUAAGCUCACUUCUCUCAAGUGCCGAGUUCGUUGCCUUGUCAGCUGUUGACAGUUGUUUCGCCGCAUCCUUGUCUGAAGUUUUCCCGCCAUUAGGAGACAUCUUUGAGAACAGCAUCCAAGAACGGUCGACGCAGAACGCAAUCGAUGCGACCGUUUUGAACCUCUGUCUUAGCUUUUACGGCUUGUGAAGAACAAGUGGAUCAGUCACUAUAUACAAUUUUAUCCAUGAGAUAUACUUAUACAUUCAGAAUUGUUCUGCGUAAGACGAGUCCUGUCCUAACGCUACCCUUUCCUUGUAUUCGAGGCUCGCAUUCUUUCCCAUAAAGAUAAAUUCUGACGAUUUCAUUUUGGCAAAUACCUGCAGAAACCUCUUCUAAUCUAUCUACAAAGUGUUGUCGCAUGUGCAAACGCAGAUGGUGAACGAGCUCGAACAGCCUUUGCUGGACCACUGUAGAAUGCAGGGUGCUGAAUCGCGAGUCUACCCACACUUUGCACAGGCAUUGGAAUGGAAAUUCUUGAAAGAAGGGAUCAAAGAGGUAUCAGUAUGCUCUAUCCAUAUCACUGAAUUGGAAGAAUUGUCCGACGCUGUGCGAAGGCCUGUCGGUGGCAGAAGUAAACUGGCGCCAGCGCUUGCUUCGAGCAAGCUGAUCAAAGGAGCGACCGCGAAGCUGAGCCUAAUAGAGGACGCAGGCGCGGCAGCGCGCCACUGCCUACGUCAUCCAUUGCGCGAAGACCGCGGCCGCCUUCCCCUAUGCUGUGAACACUGGACAGAGCCGCAAAGCUUUGGAGGGAGCAGCCCGUUGCGCUGGACCCAAAGGCGCUCGCAGAGCUUUGGAGUGCAAAGAAAGACAGCCAGAUAAUGGCGGACGCUGUUGGGAGUCCAGCCACCACGGCGACGCCAGGAGACCACACCCCCGAGACGCACAAGGCGCAGCAGCUGACACCACUAGCCUGCUGGCCGUGGCUUAUUUUCUGAAGCUGCCGGCGAUGCGGGCGCUGCAGGCUCCCGGGGGGCUUUUCAGCCCCCGCGCCUACCUAUUGCCGCAGGGCGUGGGACAAUCAGGGCGCCGCGGCGAAUACACCAGGGCACCCGGCCGAAGCUUGACAGUCUGGGGGUGGCUUCAAAGCGUGUGGGGGCGUCGAGGCGGCGGGGCUGCUGGGCUUUCGGCGGCUUCCUUUAUGUCGCCGCCCAUCAACCGGAAGCAGAGAGACCGCGGAAGGCCGCCGCCGAAACGGUGAAAGCAGGGAGGGGAGCGGAUCGUGGCCAUUGCCAAGGUGGUCGCGUGAGUGCCCUGGGGGCGGUUGGGCUCACUCGGGCUCGUUGUGUGUUGAAUUUUAGCGCGGUGUGUGGUGACGACGACGAGGUGGCGCGCUUCAUGCGACAGCUUACGCGCUUAGCAGGCCGCGGCGGUUUUUUACGGCUCUGCGUGCCUGAAGGAAGUCAAACGCGCAGAGAAGUCAAAGCGACUGGGUCGGCUGGCUCGCGGUCCCGCUUGCACCUUCGUGGAAUUUUCAGCGAGUGCAGCGCUUCAAAGCGGUAAAAGAAAGCGACUGGCGGGCCGGGCGCGCCGAUGCAUACGGGGGCGCGCGCUCCGUUGGCUCGUCCGCGCACGGGCCGUCGACGCCUUUGUGAAUGCGCAUAGCAGGGGGGGGGGGCUUGAGCUGCUCCAGAUCUUUUCCCGCUGGCUGUGGUGCGUUUUUGGGGGGUGCGGUAGAUGAAAGGGCUCGGGCGUGUGUCUGCGAUGCUUGUUUGUAGGUAAGAAAGUCAGUUGUAGUCUUAAGCACUUCGGCGAGGCUUGCAGCUCCUUUGCACCCUGCAGCCCAUGGAGCCUUCUCAGCUCGAUCGAUGCUCCCUUCCUUUCUUUCUUUUGUAAUGCUCUACAAGUCCACCUCGUUCACUAAAAAUCAUUCUUUUGUAAAAAUAGUCUACAAGCCCACCUCGUUCACUGAAAAUCAUUCUUUUGUAAUAGUCUACAAGCCCCCCACCUCGUUCACCGACCGAGCCACCACACAAAUUUAUUACCCCGAUCACCUUCAACGAACAACCUCAGAUCCAGUCAGCGUUCCGGAAGUGGCCAUUGGAGAAGACCUAUGAGGACCGCCGUCUCCAUCAGUCCCGAAGUAGAGUAGCGGAGCUUCUCCAGCGAGCCCGAAAGUUGGUCGGCUCUGCCUGCGUUGCACCAAUACAAUUAUGGAGGAAAAGUCACUAAAACUGUUCGAGGACAACUUUUACAAAUACGACAAUAGUACGGAGGAGCUUUGCUGCGUUUUUAUAGAGGACCUCGCAGGAAUCAAAUUAAUACAUUCGUAGACGACCUCAUCCAGUAGAUACUCCAAUGCUCCUGUGUCUCUAUACCAUCUUUUUCGCUUCUUCUAAUACCAAACGUCCUCUCGCCAUACGCAUCCCUGUCCGUAUGGGCUGCAGAAGAUCCAAAAGACGCUACGCCUCAGCAACUUAUCACUAACGUGGGAGAGCAACUCUUCGGCAUGGUGCCGAUGCUCGAGCACUCUGGGCUAGUAGAGGAAUGGUUACAUGCUGCACUUCAAGAGGUGGCGAAAUUGACCGUUUCCAAUGCGCUUCAGAUAGCACGUCUUUCAGCUGGAGGCUUUUCGCAACUCAAAGCUGAUUUGGAAUACGUCUUUAAUGUCAUCAGUGCUCUCUGUACUUCCAAGACUACUGAAGGAGGAACACAUGUUAUGAGACUCAACAUUUGAAACAGCUGUACUUAGAAGUCGUUGUAGAAGGACGCCAUGACUUCAUGAGCUCCUACAGGGAUAGCACUAGUCUUUUGAUAUUCAUCGCUCAAUUCGCUCAAUUCUAAGGACUGAAGCACAAGCGCCGGCGCAUCCCAGGACAGCGGCUCAGUGGACGAAUUACAGGCACUCUUUAGCCUCGUGAACGCGCUGAAGAAGAUAGAUUCGGAACUGGCGCAAACAGGAAACAGCAUUGCCGCUAUGUUAGCAGCAUCCCAGGAUAACAAGGCAGGAGACUCAAAAUACGAGAGAACUGUGAAACAAAUGUUGAAAAACUUUGCGUCGCCUAAUGUUGGGGCGUAACAUCACUUUUGUUUAAAAAUGUCUAUUGGAGGUUCUAAGAACGAAGGUAGUCACAAAUGUCGACAACAAUUACCAGGAAUUUGCUACAAUAUUGAUGAGAUUCGUCUUUAUUCAUACUGAACAUUGUUGAUUCUACUCCUUG